Molecule: messenger RNA, 2088 nt
Organism: Sabethes cyaneus
Lineage: Eukaryota; Metazoa; Arthropoda; Insecta; Diptera; Culicidae
Gene: ImpL2
Product: neural/ectodermal development factor IMP-L2
Exons: 3
Coding region: 862-1665 (267 amino acids)
Cellular component (GO): neuron projection
Source: RefSeq, a predicted model, not a curated record
UUUGGAAUUUAAAUCAUUUUCGAGGAAGUGAAUUCUACCAGCCGUUUCAGUUACUCGAGUGCAUCAAAAGCGACCUAAAUCAAAGUUGGUGGUCCUGAGUUAAACCAGUGAUAGAACACAAAGCGCACCGCAAAUCAUCCGACGUCAGCAACAUUUGAUCGCCAUUCUUGUACGAUCCAAUUAAUGUACGUUCGAAGCAGAGCGGAGUAUUCUCUAUCAAAAGAAUUUCCGAUUAUUCGUGUGAUAUUACUACUGGUGUAGACUUCGAUGAGUUUAAUUUCGUUGACCUCAGAUUUCGUUCAUAUCUCCGAUUACGUCUGUAAGCUGCAGUGUUUAUAUACAACCGGAUUUUAAUGAAUCCAAUCAGACGCGAUCCUUAGAGCCAAGCCUGCGGUUUUUUCUUACGAUCGCUCCGUUUGUAGAGGUCAUUAUUGCGCCGAUAAGCCUAACGAGCAGUCGCAGAACUGAAUCUCAGACCGCCAGCAAGAGUGCAAAGGUGUCCAGCAUUACGGCGACGUACGCUACACUCGGCCCUAUGUUGAGCUAUAACCAAAAAGUGAACCUAUCGGAAUUAAUGCUGCUAAAUGUGCUAAUAAAGCAUCUCAUAAACUCUAACGUUACAUAACGUCAACUUAAAGUGUUCUAACACAGAAUCCAUUGUUACUUUAUCGAAAAGUGGAAGGAUUAUCAUUGAAGCGCCAAUCAAGUGCCAACCGUUAUUGAAUAGCACCAGGAGGUACACGAUAAAAGCUAGUCCUCUGGACGCAGUUGAUUGAUAGAUCAAAGGUUUCUGAAAAUUCAGAAACUGUCAUACGGAAGAUUCUCAAAUCAUUGACACAUAUUAUACGGGUUCGAAUAGGAAUGAUGAAUCUUAAAAUUCUUUAUCUGCUGGCUACGCUAGCGUUACUAGCACCGCUAAUCAAUGGUCGAGCAGUAGAUCUUGACCAGGACAAUUCGCUUUCGGCAUCUUCUACCGGACCCCGAACGACCUCUAGGCCAAAUUUUGUAAAAAUCACCUCACAGCCACCACCACAAGUAACUCAGAUUCGGGGAAGUACCGUCGAGCUAGAAUGUGAAGUAAUGGGCUCUCCGACGCCUUUCGUUCAGUGGGUACAUGGCAGUGGCCAAACGGCAGAUUGGGACGACGUAAGCAUGAACAUCAUUAGUGAAAGCAGUCCAACUACAAUGGCACGUGUGGUAUCACGUUUAGUAUUGGAUCACUCGUCAAGAGCUGCCGAGAGUACCUACACUUGUAUUGGCCGUUCUGGAGGCCAAAUUGCUGUCGCGUCUACAACUGUAUUCCACGUCGAUUCUCCACGUUCUAACUUCUCUGAUAUUCUAAAACCUGGCGUUCAUCACGUAUUUAUGCAUCUCAAACCAGCCCGCGUUACGCUUCACUAUCGAGCUCUAUUCGAAUAUAUGGGCUCGACAGUGAUUCUUCCCUGUAAAGCCGUUGGGCGUCCAGUACCUGAUAUUACAUGGAAGAAUGAAGAAGGCAAUGUUAUAAGCAGCGUGCAGGAUCCAAGAUUUCGAACUCUGCCAACCGGAGAAUUAAUUAUCAGCGAUCUUCGAUGGGCCGACAUGGGCUCGUAUACUUGUGUUGCCAAGAAUGCUAUCUCAAAGGACGAAGCGGAAACUUUUCUCUAUCCCAUUCGACCUAACUAAUUAGGACUAUGACGUGAAACACAAGCAGAAUAUCGGACUGCAUAGAAUCAUGAACAAAACGGAUAAGCUUCGAAACAUUCCACAUAUAGUUACUAUUUUCAACAGUCAGUAAUAAACACUUAUGCCAUUUACUUAACUUAUUAAUCAGCAUGUAGGAACAAAAUGCAUAACAAAUAAUUUAUUUAAAUAUUCUUUAAAAAGUAUUUGAAACAAUUUAUCAUAUAAGUUACUACCUUGAAUAUUAGCUAGUAAGUUUUUUUUCUACAAAUGCCAACGAAUACAACAGAAUCGUAAAAUCUUGUCAUUAAAUUGGUAGAUGUAGGUAAAUAGAAUUCCAGCAAAUGAAUUCGAAACUAGGUGUACAUUGUUUUGGAUCGAUUCCAGAACUGUUUGUCAGAGUACACUAAGCAUGAAGUAAUUGAG